UUGACGGUGUCGCGUAUAUUUUGGUGAUGCGUUUUCGUGUAUUUCAGGUGUUUGCAUUCACACCUUUCUUCGUUAUAUGCUGUCCUUUAUUCUUCAUGUCUGCAGAAUCAGAGAACCAAUUCAGACGUCUAUCAAUAGCUAAUCUUGGAUUAACCGAUGUGCAGAGUGGAUGGAAAGUAUUCGGCCUCCUUGUUUUAUCGAUUGCACUGUAUUUCUUAGUAACUGGUUUCUGUUUCACUGAAGCGUAUACAUGGCCAAGAAGAUUAAAAAUAUGCAAUAGUUGGAAAACAAUGCCUACUAGAAGUAAUAAUGAUAAAUAUGGUGGUCAACCAGCGGCAGCUGUAAUUGAUAAUACAAAUGUUAAUGAACAAAAUGAAAGAAGGACAAUUGACGAUGACUUUGAACACUGUGAAUGUGAUCGCAUUAAUCAGAUUCCAAAUGUAAUCAUGCUAACGGGUGUUAGAAGUGAUACUACCGAAGAAUCACCGGUGAGGGAAAUCAAAACAUUCUUCGACACAUUUCAUCCUGAUAUCACUGUGAAAUGGAUUGAACCAGUCUACUUGGUUAGACAAUUGAUGGAACUUGAACAAGCUAAAAAUGAAACAGAAAUUUAUCUUCAAACUGCAAUUGAAGAAUUAGAAACUACUGGUAAACAACAAUACUAUUAUAAAUCCACUGUUUGUUGUCAUUCACUUGGUCUGUGUAAAUCCAAGGUCAAUGCAAUUGAGGUGUACAAUGAGCAAUUGAAUUUACUUGAAACACAAAUAAACACAUUUAAAACACUUGGAGGUGUAUUGAAUAUUGAAUUUUCAGUGAAAGAGAAAGGAAAAUAUCAGUCUGAUAUGUUGAAUAUACCUCAUACAGGAAUUGUGUUUGUCGGUGUGGAGAAUUCUGAACAAGCAAUCAAAUUUCUGUCUGCAUAUACAGUCUGUCCUUUACACGUGCUACCUAUAGAUAAUACAUUAAACCUAAAAUGGUACUGCAAAGAGCAUCGUCCAUGGCGUCGUUUAUAUUCACUCAAAAUACCAAAACGCAGCAAAGUAUUUAAACAUGCUCGUUUAGCUCCACCGGCCUCUGAUUUAUUAUGGUUGAAUUUGACUUCCACAACAUACCACGGCUAUAGAUGGUGGCUACGCGUGAUUGGAGUUCGACUAGCUGUUAUAUUAAUGGCAUUUUUGUUAACAUCACCAGUCUAUGUGCUAACUGUAGUGAAUUUCACUGGACUUUUUGAUUGGCUUGGUAAAAUCGCUCGCCCAUUUGUCUUCAAAUGGUUUCCAGCUGCAAUUUUGGCUGGGACAUCGGUGAUUCUUACGCGUUUAGUGAUUACAAGUGAAUAUUGGACAAGGCAUAAAACACGUGGAGGACUAGAAAGCGUUGUAUAUCGAAAUGCCUAUUGGUUUCUAUUUUUCACGAUACUUGUUUUUCCUUCACUUGGAAUAACAGGUUUUCCAGCUCUCUUGUAUCAAGUCAUAACUACUGAGUAUAAUCCUUCGGACCCAUUCACCUAUUACGUCCCAUUUCAAUUGGAGUGUAUAUUUCUACCGGAUAGUGGUUCAUUAUUUAUCAAUUAUGUGGUUACUUGUGGGCUUCUUGGCGCAGGUCUACAACUUCUUCGUUUGGAUUACAUAAUUCGAAGAUUGAUAAAGCGGACAUUUUAUUCGCAUACAUUGGCAGAGAAAAAAGUUUUUUCCGAACCUCAACCGGAAACAUUCGCUUUCGGAGAAAAGCAUGCUUUUCUUUCAGUGGUACACACUGUUAUCAUUGCUUAUACUCCAGUAUGUCCAUUAAUCUACUUCUUCGGUUUGGUAUACUUCCUUUUCACCUAUCUUAUUGAUAAAUAUAUGCUGGUCUGGGUAUAUACUCCAUUGCAGUCAGAUAUACGUGGAUGGAGUGAAACAGAUAGCAAUAAUUACAGAUAUAUUUACCAUUUGAAGUGGUUCAUCGAGUCAACUCGAUUUAGCCUGGCUGGAAUUUGUAUGGGUACUAUCAAUAUAUCUGCAUUUUACUUAUUACGAUGGUCUACUGUGGAAUUGCGUCCACUGACGAUCGCUUUUCUUGCUCUGACUGCUGUUACCAUCGCUAUAUCUAUCAUUUUACCUUGUUUAUUAAAUGAGCGGCUAUGGCCUCUAUUAUGUCCUGUGCCUCUAUGCAAGAAAUCUUCAGGUCAUUAUCGUGGAUUACUGUACGACAAAAAGAAAACUCCUGGAGAAGUUUGUACUUGCCCGAAAUCCUACUUUGAUGCUACAAUAAACUUAAAAGACUAUACAGUUCCAGUAUUGCGUAACCUAAAGCAAUAA
This is a messenger RNA of Trichobilharzia szidati, 2297 nucleotides long. The record is from the annotation of a GenBank genome assembly. NCBI's taxonomy places the organism in Eukaryota, Metazoa, Platyhelminthes, Trematoda, Strigeidida, Schistosomatidae.